This is a messenger RNA of Sitophilus oryzae (rice weevil), 1445 nucleotides long. Its product is annotated as zinc finger protein 771-like. Gene Ontology annotation, cellular component: nucleus. Lineage: Eukaryota; Metazoa; Arthropoda; Insecta; Coleoptera; Curculionidae. Gene Ontology annotation, molecular function: zinc ion binding; RNA polymerase II cis-regulatory region sequence-specific DNA binding; DNA-binding transcription factor activity. The coding region runs from base 156 to 1412 and encodes 418 amino acids. Gene Ontology annotation, biological process: regulation of transcription by RNA polymerase II. The transcript has 9 exons. The record is from RefSeq and is a predicted model, not a curated record.
UAUAAAGCUAACCUAACUUCUAAGACUUGUUCAAAACUCUUUUGGAUGGUUUGUUUUUCAUUUUAUAUUGUAUAAACUAAAUCUAUUAUGAUUCUGGCUGAUACAUAUACCAGUUAGUUAUAUUGAAGCAAAAUUCUGCCAUCUAAAUCCUAGCAAUGUCUCAUAAAAUUCCGUAUACUUCGGAUUUUAACAAGCUUUGUAGGACAUGUUUGAACCCAUUAGAUACACAAGAAACUUUUUCAAUAUACAAAGACAUCCUUGUCGCUAAACACUUGAGUGAAAUAACUAAAGUUCAGUUUGUACACCAUCCAGCAUUGUCUACGGAUUUGUGUUCAAAAUGUUACCAGCAGCUUAAAGCAGCCAUAGAUUUCAAGGAACAAGUACAGAAAGUUGAAUCUCAAUUGAAACAGAUUGCAAUGUUAUUGAACGAAGCUAGUAAAAUUCCUUAUGUUGAAGUUGUAGAAAUUGCUGAUAGUAACAAUUCUGUAAAAGAUACAAAUACACAAGAGGCUUCUACUCAAACUGAAGAAGAUUUACAAUGUACAAAGGAUAAUGAAAGUGUUUUAGAAAGCUCUUCUGUUCAAAAGGGCGAUACAACUGUAAAAAUUGAGAAUGAUAUUGAAAAUAAUCCUUCUAAUCAAGAAGGUGAUAAAGUUGAAGCUCCCCCUCCAAGGAAUCCAUUAGCAUGUUUUUAUUGCGAGAAAGUAUUUACCCACCGAAGUAAUGUUUUGCACCACGAAAGGUCCAUUCAUACAAAGGAAAAAAGACACAAAUGCACCAUGUGUGGUGCCGGGUUUAUGAUUAGAAGAAUGUUAAGACGUCACAUUAAUACUCACCUGAAUAUCAUGCCUUUUUCAUGUGAAAUUUGUAAGAAAAGGUAUUAUUCUGAGCACGAUUUGAAUAAACACAAGGUCAGGCACGAUAGUGAGAGGCGAUACAUGUGUGAUGUUUGUCCAAAGAGAUUCAAGACUUCUGGCAAUUUGUGGCAACACAAACAAACCCAUGGCGAAAAAACGUAUCAGUGUGAACACUGUGGGUACAAGGCGACAUCUUGGACGCUUCUGAGACAACACCAAACCUGCCAUAUCGAGGUGAAAGAAUUCGUUUGCGACAUUUGCGGAAUGAAUUUUAAAUCGAAGAUUCGCCUCGUUAGCCAUAGAAAACUUCACUUCGAUCAUCACAGUAAUAAGAAUAAUGUUCAACCGAAAAAACGCAAAUGUAACGUUUGCGAGAGAUUUUUUGCCAACAAAUAUAGCUUACAUAAUCACAUGCUGAUCCAUACGAAUCAAAAACCACACCCCUGCGACAUUUGUGGUAAAAAAUUCCGAUUUAAAGGUAACAUUAAGAAACACAUAAACAGCUGUCAUGGUAGUAAUGAGUCCACACAUAAAACUGCUGAAUCUUUAAUGUAAAUUGUAUGUUAAGAAAUAUAAGGUUUUUUAAUA